UUGGAAGUGAAACAAGAGUGAGACGGAGCGCAGAGGAGAGAUUUUCUUAUCCUGUGUCUUCUGUUAUUUUGACCGGCGGAGAGAGAAGCUGAUAAAGUCCAACGAUGGCUGCCGCAAGCGGAGUCGGGGUGGUGGGGCUCACCGUCGCGGCCAGGCCGUCGUCCUCCAAGCUUCCCAGGCCCUGCUCUCGCGUUCCCGUGAGAAUGUCCGUGUCCCUCGAUGAGAAGAAGAAGGCGUUCACUCUCCAGAAAUCCGAAGAAGCUUUCAACGCCGCCAAGGAAUUGAUGCCCGGAGGUGUGAACUCCCCCGUCCGCGCAUUCAAAUCCGUGGGUGGCCAGCCUAUUGUGAUGGAUUCUGUCAAGGGAUCUUGCAUGUGGGACAUUGAUGGCAACGAGUACAUUGACUAUGUCGGGUCUUGGGGUCCUGCCAUUAUUGGUCAUGCUGACGAUGAGGUCCUGGCAGCCCUUGCCGAGACAAUGAAAAAGGGAACCAGUUUUGGUGCUCCCUGUCUUCUGGAGAAUGUUCUGGCUGAGAUGGUUGUUUCUGCAGUUCCAUGCAUAGAAAUGGUUCGGUUUGUCAAUUCCGGCACAGAAGCAUGCAUGGGCGUGCUCCGACUCGCCCGCGCCUUCACUCGGCGGGAGAAAAUAAUCAAAUUUGAGGGUUGCUAUCACGGUCAUGCUGAUCCCUUUCUUGUGAAGGCCGGCAGUGGUGUUGCUACUCUAGGGCUCCCGGAUUCUCCCGGCGUUCCAAGAGCAGCCACCAUAGACACUCUGACUGCUCCAUUCAACAACAUCUCUGCCGUGGAAGAGCUUUUCGAGACCCACAAGGGGGAGAUUGCUGGUAUUAUUCUGGAACCUGUUGUGGGAAAUUCAGGCUACAUUGCUCCUAAACCCGGUUUCCUCGAAGCCAUGCGCAAGAUUACGAAAGAUAAUGAUGCUCUCCUCAUCUUCGAUGAAGUCAUGACGGGAUUCCGCUUGUCUUACGGUGGUGCGCAGGAGUACUUUGGAGUAAUUCCCGAUCUGACGACUCUAGGUAAGAUCAUCGGUGGCGGUCUUCCUGUCGGUGCAUAUGGUGGGAGGAGGGACAUCGUGGAGAUGGUUGCGCCGGCUGGACCGAUGUACCAGGCAGGUACCUUGAGUGGGAAUCCCUUAGCAAUGACGGCCGGAAUCCACACUCUUAAGCGGCUGAAGGAGCCUGGAAGCUACGAGUACUUGGAUAAGGUGACUGACGAACUUGUCCGAGGCAUUGUGGACGCUGGAAAGAAGGCUGGGCAUGCCAUUUGUGGCGGAUACAUAAGAGGGAUGUUUGGCUUUUUCUUCACAGAAGGGCCUGUUUACAAUUUUUCGGAUGCGAAGAAGAGUGACACUGAAAAAUUCGCAAGGUUCUACCAAGGAAUGCUAAGGGAAGGCGUGUACUUUGCCCCUUCCCAGUUUGAAGCUGGAUUCACCAGUUUGGCACAUUCUCCUGAAGACAUCAAGAAGACGGUGGCAGCAGCUGAAAAGGUCUUCCAACAGAUUUAGGGCAUUGUGGUUGUACUACUAUUUAUUGUGGCCCGGUUUUGUUUUUAACAUUCGUACCUUUUUCCUUCUGUAGCACGAUUAUCUUCUUUGUAGGUUAAUCAAAAAGUGUGUAUGUGAAAGAGAGAGGGUUGCCCUCCUUAGUUCUUGCACAUUUUGGAUUCA
This is a messenger RNA of Rhodamnia argentea, 1682 nucleotides long. RefSeq names its product glutamate-1-semialdehyde 2,1-aminomutase, chloroplastic-like. Gene Ontology annotation, biological process: tetrapyrrole biosynthetic process. The coding region runs from base 105 to 1520 and encodes 471 amino acids. Gene Ontology annotation, molecular function: pyridoxal phosphate binding; glutamate-1-semialdehyde 2,1-aminomutase activity; transaminase activity. The transcript is spliced from 3 exons. Gene Ontology annotation, cellular component: chloroplast. The record is from RefSeq and is a predicted model, not a curated record. Lineage: Eukaryota; Viridiplantae; Streptophyta; Magnoliopsida; Myrtales; Myrtaceae.